Molecule: messenger RNA, 183 nt
Organism: Dovyalis caffra
Lineage: Eukaryota; Viridiplantae; Streptophyta; Magnoliopsida; Malpighiales; Salicaceae
Source: the annotation of a GenBank genome assembly
AUGAAGAGCAAGAGUUCACGACCAGUGACAAAAUUCACUAAGGAUUUUGAUUUUAUAACAGUGAAUGAAAAGUUCAAGAAGGAUGAAGUUUGGGGUCACCUUGACAAGAAUAAUAAAUCUCAUUCUAAGGAUAGAGAAGAUGGAAAUGUCAGUGGUGAAGAUGAUUCUCAAACCGAAAAUUAG